AUGACGGUGGGAGCCAGGCUCCGGAGCAAGGUGGCGAGCGGCCUCCCGCGCCGCGGGGCCCGGGGGCGGGGGCGGCGGGCGGGGGACGAGGAGGCCAACGCCAUCCUGGAGCACCUGGAGCUGGACGACGCGGCGGCCGAGGGCGCGGCCGGCGCGGGGCGCCCGGGGGCCCGGAGCGCGCGGCGGGUGCACCUGGCCGCCCUGCCCGAGCACUACGAGCCGCUGGAGGAGCCGGCGCCCGGCGACAAGCCCAAGAAGAAGCACCGGCAGAAGCUGAAGAAGUACGGCAAGAAUGUUGGCAAGGUGAUCACCAAAGGAUGCCACUACCUGAUCCUCGGCCUGCAGGGCUUUGCAGCGGCCUACUCCGCCCCUUUCGGAGUGGCCACCAGCGUGGUGUCAUUUGUCCGCUAGGGGGAGCUGCUGGGGGCCAGACGCCUUCAGAGCGAUGGAUGGAGGCCUCCAUCUGGGCGUCGUGCGAAUGCAGAAGCAUCUCCGACUUGAAGCCAUAUAGCACUUGGAAGAAAAAAGUCUUUCUCGCUGAAUCAGAUGAGUGUUGGGAAUGGGACACCUCCGCCCAAAUGCUGAGCUUUCCAUGUCGCUUGGACACGGGUGGCUCCGCUGGACAAUCCCGCAGAGAAUUCGGCUCGUGUUAGGUUUGGGAUCAGAGUGAAGUCUGCUCACCCUGGACUCUUCUGGGAAGGAGGCAGCCCUUGACCGGUGCGCUCUGGUGGGCAGCACAGUGGUGGGCGGGGGAUUUACACCUGGAGGGAGGUCAUUUGCUGUGUUGUGCUGGGAAGGUCGCAGGCUCACAGGUGCUCACGGCCCUCAGCACCCAGUUCUGAGGGCACCAGAGGAACAGUUUGCUUAUUAAGACAUGUCCCCCAUCUCCCUCCACCCGUUGUCACCAGGAGUUUAAUUACAGGCUUGGGAAGAAGGAAGGAAGAGAAAUCUCUUUGAAGACUAUGGCACUUUGAUACGGUGUUGACAAUGUGUCGUGACUGUUUAAAGUAGAUAAAAGCUUGUCACUGUCAGAGUGACAGGAAUGUGCAGAGGGGUGAGGGGAGGAAGACGGGAAAGUUCAGGAACAGGCUUCGAGGUGGCAAGGUUGGUGAGGCAGAGCUCCUGGGGGCUGAUGUGCCCACAUGUUGGGGGCCGCCGGGCUCGCCUGCUCACGUGUGGCCGAUGUCAGGGACCUCCUGACUCGGUUCCCAGCAGCAUCGGCUCAGCCUCUCUGUGCCAAGCCAUCGAAGGGAGCUUUGCUUUGGGAGCAAGGGAGAUACUACAUCUGGAAAUGGACGUGCGUGAUUUAGAGAAGGAACCAGAACGUGGGAGACUGAUAUGAAGGAAGUAGAGACGAGGCAAGAAGGGCGUUGGACGAGAAGUGGAGAUACAGGACCCAGACCUGGGUUAUCAGCUCCGGGAAGGAGUCCGGGGAAGCUUGUCGUGAGCUCACAUUGUCUGCCUUGGUAGCUCCCUUUCCUCUGUGCUGCUCACACUGACCACAGCUCACCUGGAUUCACAGGUUAGGGUGAGCGUGGUAGGGACACACCCCCAGGAUGACCCAUUAAUUGACUUGCGAUCACUGCAACAGGGAGGUAGAAGAAAUAGGAGGUUCCUCAUCCCAGGCCCUCUGCCAACCCCCACGACUGGCCACUGUCCUGACUUUGUUUCCAGAAUCUCCCCAAGUCCAAAACAGUGACUGCUGCUCAGUCUGUAGGGUCAGUGGCAACACCGACUCGUUGCCCCUAGAAGUUUCCAGGCCAUGCAAAGGAGGCCUCGGUGCUCUUGUCUCACCAGGGAAGCCCGGUCAGGGGCAUUGGGGAGCAGAGAAAGCGGGAGGACAGA
Molecule: messenger RNA, 1845 nt
Organism: Molossus molossus (Pallas's mastiff bat)
Lineage: Eukaryota; Metazoa; Chordata; Mammalia; Chiroptera; Molossidae
Gene: CUNH1orf115
Product: chromosome unknown C1orf115 homolog
Exons: 2
Coding region: 1-411 (136 amino acids)
Source: RefSeq, a predicted model, not a curated record